Molecule: messenger RNA, 356 nt
Organism: Paramecium pentaurelia
Lineage: Eukaryota; Ciliophora; Oligohymenophorea; Peniculida; Parameciidae
Source: the annotation of a GenBank genome assembly
AAUGUCAGACGUAGAUAUUGAGGACACUAUAAACAGAAUUAAAAAUCAUAAAUCAGUUUAAGGCAUAGUGAUUGUAAAUCAUGAAGGGACAAUUACAAGGACAACUUAUUUGAAUGAGAAAAAGGAAGAAGGUAACUGUUAUAUUUGAUUGUUUAUUAAGGUGAUACUAUAGCCAAAUCUAUACCGAUUUUAGCUUAGAAAGCUAGAUCUUUAGUACGUGACUUAGACCCAACAAAUGAUUUAGCAUUUUUAAGAAUAAAAUCAAAGUAAAAUGAGAUUCUGAUUGCACCUGAUAAAGACCUUUUAUUGAUUGUUAUUUAAGGACCUAAAAAAUAAGGAGAAGAUGAUUAAUGAUU